Molecule: messenger RNA, 1927 nt
Organism: Pygocentrus nattereri (red-bellied piranha)
Lineage: Eukaryota; Metazoa; Chordata; Actinopteri; Characiformes; Serrasalmidae
Gene: ccng2
Product: cyclin G2
Exons: 8
Coding region: 147-1136 (329 amino acids)
Biological process (GO): mitotic cell cycle phase transition; regulation of cyclin-dependent protein serine/threonine kinase activity
Cellular component (GO): cytoplasm; cyclin-dependent protein kinase holoenzyme complex; nucleus
Molecular function (GO): cyclin-dependent protein serine/threonine kinase regulator activity
Source: RefSeq, a predicted model, not a curated record
UCUGACGUCACGCCGGGGCGGGGCAAACGGGCGACAUCAACAAAAGGGAGAAGAGCCAGAAACAGAAACAGAGGACGAGACGACAACAAUGUCCGUUUGACAUUUCAGAAGGGGUUUGAAUCGCUUAACCAAGACCGAGUCUGGACAUGGAGGCCUUCAAACUGAUGAAGGAGCUGAAGGCGAACUUCGAGCAGGAGAUGAAGUACCUCCCCAGAGAGUCUGGACUGAGCCUGAUCGAGUCCACCACCGAGCAGGGGAAGGGAAUCUCUGCGAAAUGCCGCGACGCCAAAGUCGAAGACCUCUGGAGCCUGACCAGCUUCUUUGGUUACAGCACUCAGACCUUCGUCCUGGCUGUUAAUCUGCUGGACAGGUUCCUAGCCUUGAUGAAGGUUCAGCCCAAACAUCUGGCCUGCAUCAGUAUUGGCUGCCUCCAUAUCGCCGCCAAAGUGGUCGAGGCAGAGUGCGAUGUCGCGUCCGCCCACGAGCUGAUCCGCAUCGGCCAGUGCAAGUUCACCGUGUCCGACCUCAGCAGGAUGGAGAAGAUCAUCUCCGAGAAGCUCAACUUCCAGUUCAAAGCCGUCACAGCCUUAACCUUCCUACACCUGUACCACGCGAUUGCACUGUCGCAUACCUCACACAGGAAAGAAAUCCUGAAUCUAGACAAGCUGGAAGCCCAGCUUAAAGCCUGCCUUUGCCGGAUCCUUUUUUCCAAAGCAAAACCUUCGGUGCUAGCUUUGUCCCUCCUGACGCAGGAGAUCGAGGCCUUGCAGAGUUCUGACCUACUAGAAAUCGCCCAGCGCGUUCAGAGGCAUUUACGGAUCUCUGAGCCGGAGCUCCAGAGGUGGAGAGGGCUGGUGGGACAGUGCCUGAUGCAGUACUCCUCCCCAGAGUGCUCCAAACCGGACCACAGGAAGCUGGUGUGGAUCGUUUCCCGCCGAACCGCACAGAACCUCCACAGCAGCUACUACAGCGUCCCCGACCUGCCAACCAUACCGGAGGCCAGCUGGGAUGAGAGCGAGAGUGAGGAAUGGACUGAAGAGCUGAGCUCCGGCGAAGAGUCUCUAAGCAGUUCGCUGGGCAGCGACGCAGAGGGGCCCUACUUCCCUGCGCACUUCCGCAAACAGCAGUCUGCCUAAACCGCCCAGCCAGCAGCGCAGCUACCCAAUCAGAGGCCGCUCUGCCGUUCUACAGGAAGGAACCUCAACGGUGGCAGCUCGUUCUACCGCUGCCUCUCAACACGUCGUUCUAGCUUCCAUCUUAACGUCAACAACCACCCAGACCUCUCCCGAGUAAAAGAGCCACUGUGCCUGGGUUCCACACAAUAAGCUACUCAAGAACCCAAUUUGACCUGUUUUCUGUUCAUUUAUCAAGGGUCGCUCCACCUACUACACCCACUGUCGGUCCUUCUCUUCCUUUUCCUCUUGUGGUUUUUAAAACAGAAUUGCACAAAACGGGCAGCUAAAACAGUGAAAAAUGUUUUAAAAAAAACCUUUUUUUAGUCGUAGUUUUUAGUACGUUGGUGCAUGUCGAGAUACGUCACAUUCCAGGAGAUGCACCCAAGAUUUAGUAGACUGUUAAUGAACACCUAGAACUGGGAGAACAAACUCCAGGUACACAUAACUUUGCACAGUGUGUUAUAGGGAAGUGUCAGCAGGGGCUGUGCACCUCCCUACAAGGUUACAUCACCAUCCUGAAUGUGUUCGACUUGUUCAGAGAGACAAACAAGGUUGUGUGUUGUGGUGUGCGAAUGCAUGAGUACGAGUGUCAUGAUGUAACACUUGCCAACUUAAAAGGAUAGGUUAAAGUUAGCCGUCUGUAUGGAGUAACUAAUACUGUUGUGUGUGUGUCAAAGUUAAAAAAAAAAUCAAAAUGUAAAAAUGUCAAUAUAAAAAAAAAAAUGUAAAUUUGUAUAAUGUAUAAAAAAAAA